CACGUGGCGCGGCCGUUGCGGAGGCGGCGGCGCCGAGGCGGAAGAUGGCUCAUGCGCUGCCUCUUCCAAUUCCCUGCCCCGUCCAGCUUGGAAGUGUCAAAGGCGACUCUGUGGAGGCUGAACUGCACGAGUAUGUCAGGCAAGGAAACUAUGUGAAAGUGAAGAAACUGCUGAAAAAAGGUGUUUUUGUGGACGCUGUAAAUUCCAUGGGCCAAACUUCUCUCUUCACUGCUGCCUUGCUGGGUCUCGGUAAAAUAGUGGAUGUGCUGUUGGAUUAUGGCUCUGAUGCUAAUCAUCGCUGUCACGAUGGAAGCACCCCGGUCCAUGCAGCGGCUUUCUCCGGAAAUCAGUGGAUUCUUAGCAAGUUAUUGGAUGAAGGGGGUGAUCUGAGAGUACACGAUAAAGAUGGAAGAAAUCCGCAGUGCUGGGCGAUGUCAGCUGGAAAAGAAAGCAGUGCUCAGAUGCUGGAAUUCAUCCAGCGUUGUGCGCUCCACAUGCAGGCUGCCCUUCAGAACUUCCCCGCUGAUCUGCUCCGGAAGGCUGGCUCAUCACAGGCGCUGGUCUGCAGCCCCUCCAGGUUUGGGGGGCUGGUUCAGGGGAAUGCUGACAGUCCUCUGGGUAGAUUUCUAAAAGGUGGAGCUAAUGCAGCCAAGAACAUUUUCAGCUUUGGUUUCGGGAAGUUUUACCUUGCAGGCAGCGGGCAUCCGGGGUACUUGGCAUCUCUCCCCAUUAUUGGCGAAAAAGACGUGGUUCAGGCAGAUGAUGAACCAACAUUUUCUUACCAUGUUGGACCGUACAUGAUGAUGACAAACUUAAUGUGGGGAGGCAGCAGAGUUACAGUGAAGGAACUCAGCUUUGAGCCCCACCAGAACUGUAGUAAGCUCCGUUUGGCUGAUCUUCUCAUUGCAGAGCAGGAGCAUAGUAGUAAACUCCGUCAUCCUCAUUUGCUACAGUUGAUGUCUGUUUGUCUGUCCAGUGAUUUGGAGAAAACCCGUUUAGUAUAUGAAAGGGUUAACUUUGGUUCUCUCUACAGCAUCCUGCAUGAAAGGCGUACAGAAUUCCCAGUACUGCACAUGGAGACGAUUUUACACGUGCUGCUUCAAAUUAGUGACGCUCUGCGUUUUCUACACUCCCGUGGGUUUAUCCACCGUUCACUUAGCUCCUAUGCGAUUCAAAUUGUUUCUUCUGGUGAGGCAAAGUUGUGCAACUUGGAAUACAUGAUAGAGAGCAAAGAUCAUGGAGAACACAGUGAUCUGACACGUAUUCCUGUCCCAGUGCAGCUGUAUAAGUGGUGCUCUCCUGAAGUAAUCCUUGAAAAAGUUGUCACGGUCAAAUCGGAUAUUUAUAGCUUCUGUACGGUAGUGCAGGAGGCCUUGACAGAGACCCCUCCCUGGAAAGGUCUUGAAGACUCAUCUAUUGAACAGCUCAUAAUUUCAGGACAACGGUUAGAAACAGACGUCAGGCUUCCUAUGCCCUAUUACAAUAUCGUAAACUCAGCGCUAGAACCUAAACAGAAGAACCGUUCUGUGAAACUUCAGGAUAUUCAGUAUAUACUGAAAAAUGACUUAAAGGACUUAACUAAGUUUCAAACUGGUCAUGCUGACGGACUCUCAAAAGCACAAGGGCCUACUGUUUUUGCAGAUGUGAACAUCUGUUUGACAUCAGCUUUUAGCUAUCAGAAGAGAAGACAGGAACUGCAGGGAGAAGAGAUAACCAAGGCCGACAGCUCUGCUGCCCCAAGACACUCUCAUUUUCCGGAGGAGAAUAGUGCUGUAGUGGACCAUGAGGCACCAACCGGUCCACAGCCAGUUGCGCACAACAAGAGUCCUGAUGUAGCUUCUGAACUCCCAGUGACCCUCAGUGUCAGCGAUGCGGAUGACAGCCUCUGUAGCUUUGAAAUCAAUGAAAUCUUUGCCAGUUAUCCAGAACUUCACAAAGACUUUCUGGAAGAAGGAGCUGGAUUAGGUGAAACUCUAAAGGAUGAAAAAGGGCAGCGAAAGGAAGAUGAGGCUGCUCUCAGAGACCCAUGUGCAUCGCCUGGAGUGCACGGUGAGGAAAAGCCACUUGAUGAGGAAGAUGAGUUUUUGGCGUCGGGUACAGAGUACGCUACGGAAGAGGAGGAGAGGAUAAGUGAGAUCUCUGACCUGUGCACGCUGGCGCAGGUGAGAAGAAUGAGUAGUCUGUCCCAAAACGAGCAAUACAUCAGCAAAUGUGUCCUCGAUUUAAAGAUAAUGCAAAGCAUGGUGCAGCAGGCAGCAGAUUCCCUGUGCAGAACAGAGAAGAAACUGGACAAAUUAGAGGCCACUGAAAAGCAAAAGAAGCUACUCCAGGAAAUUGGAAUGAAUCAGCUUUCUAAGCAAAUUGUUCAAGACAGACACUGGAACAGAUCUGAUGAUGCUUCCCAAAAUAUGAAUAACCCUUUUUCUGGAGUCAAUACUGUUUUAUGGAAGGCUGUGAGGCCACCAUCAAGUGUCUAUAUUCCACCACUGGUAACAUGUCAGGUGCAAGGAACACUGUGUGCGGACAGUUUCCAGGCUGCUUCAAAGGCAGCAAAGGAGAUGGAGGCAGUAAAAAAUGAAAAGUGGAAGUGUUUUCAUGAGAUGAGGACAAGUAAUAAUGAAAACAACCAUCAUGAUCUCAGUUUCAGUGUGGUGAAAAGCCUGGAUGAUCAAGGGAGCCUAGACCAUGAGCAUUUACUCCCACGCGUAUCUGGAAGAUGCAAAAAAAAGUUCAACUUGCAGUGUCAGAGAGGAGGUGAUUCACAUUCUGCAGCGAGUGGAAGUGAAGAAAAGUGGUGCUGUCCGAAAUCAAGAUCUGAAAUUUACAGUACAAAAAUAAGUGAGGAGGGAAGGCUGAUGCAAUCGGAAUGGAGGACUGAGGUAAAGCAAAUGGCCAGAAGAGUGGCCUCAGGACAACUAGAGCUCAGCUCUCCCUAUCCAGCUGGUGAAUGUACAUCCGAGAGUGAAGCAGAGAGUAUAAAGGAAGCCUUUCAACAUGUCAGGGUCCAAAAAAGUCAACACCAACAAAGCUAUAGAUGGCAGACAGGUGAUAAUGUUGAGCUUUGGGAUCUGGGCAGUGAGGAUAUGUCUGAAUAUGAGGAGAGUGAUCUGGAGUCUGCAUUCAGAAGCCCUGGAGGGAGAAGCUGCCAGUCACCAUCACAAGAUGAACAAGCAGAGUCUGGGAUAGUAAUUAAUGAGAAUUCAGUCUUUCCUCAUCAAGUUGAGAAUCCAUCCAGAACCUUGAAUGCUCAGGGCAAAUUAGAGGAAGCUUGUGAAGGAUUUUUACAGAAACAGUUCCCUGAAGAUGCAGGAUCAGGUGUUCAGGGUUCAGGAGAAAAAAUGCUAUUCUGCAGCACAACAGCGCAGAACUCUGGCAAUAACACACAAGGACUGAAUCAACUUAUCCAUGUGCCUGUAGCAAGUGUUGAAGCAGCGCAAGAAGGGAUACUGUGGGAGCCGCGGGAAGAUCGCAAAGAAAAAGAUGUAUCAGUGACAGACAUUCAGGAUUUGUCGAGUAUCCCCUACGAGCCGGAGAACUACUACGGAGAUACGGAUUGUAAAACGCCCCGCGUGAGUCGCACACCGAGCGUCAGCACCCCGCUCAGCUCAGAAGGAAAAAUUCCAAUAGCCUUUGAGAAAUGCAAACACCUCCAUGAAGUAGCUUCAGAUAAUUCCUUUUGUGGUUCUCCAGAACUUUCCUCUGCAGCAUCCAGGACAUUUGCUACAGCCUAUGAAGAAGAAAGGAACACCGAACUCCCCUCUGCUUCAGGAGUUUGCUCAUCUGAAUUGAAUAAGCCAGAGGGGUUGCCAGUAGUUGCUCCAACCUUGAGAAGCACCAGGAAGGCAUCUGCGCUCUCGCAGGCAUCCAAGCACUGCACUGAUGAGCUGCCUCCACCAGCCCGAGAGCUGCUGGAUGAAAUUGAAUAUUUAAAGCAGCAAGAAUCCAUCACUCGAGACUUUAAAGAGACGGGAUUGUAUGACUGCAGGGUGCAAAUAAAUGUUCCCGAUCAAAUGCAAAUGGAAGACAGAGAGUCAAAAAAAGAAUCUGAGAGAAAUGAGAAGAGAAAUGAGAGUUUAUGGACAAAGGAGUCAUUUCAUCUAGCAGAGGAAACAGAAAGCAGGGCUCACUCCACUCUUGAUGAUGUUUUAGAACGAAUGCUCCACUCAGUUCCUGGAGAUGAGGAGAUCCAAGAACAACCUCAGGGACACACUCUUGGGGCUGCAAGCCUGCGAGAUCUGGAAGAUGCUGGAAGGAAGAAGGGAGUAGAGGAAGGUGGAGCCGGGGCCCGAGGCGGAGCACUGGAACGCCGCGCAGGGAGUUCAGAAGACAGGCAUCCUGAAGAUCAGAAAUUCCACUUACAGAAACAGCUGACUUCAUCUUCACCGUUCAGGAUAAUUGUUUUGGACCAGAGCUCUCCUGCCUGAUUAACAUGGAUAGUGAAUAAGUUCUAAUGCAGCACCUGCUUACUGCUGCUUGUACAGUAUAUGCAGCCUGUGAAUUGCAGCCCUUUCUGACCACGUAAAAAUUGUGACGCUCAGACUUCCUUGGACUGCAGCAGCGAGUACGGAAGAAAAUCCAAUGACUGACUCUGUCACACAGUCUGAACUGGUUUUACACCAUCAUUGCAUGUGAAGGCAGCAUCAGUAAUGUUGCAGAAUUGGACUGUUUGCUGGAUACGACACUGGCCGGUGGGGUUUUGUUCUGCGCAUACACGCUUUCAUAAGCAAAAUAAUUUCUUGCUCUGUUGCAUUAUGCAGUUUUCAGUGUUACAGACAAAAUGAUUGUAAUUCUGUGGGCUGCGGUUUCUGCUCAGGCUCUUGUUAAAUUUUUCCAUGCUGGAGUGCAGAGUGCUGCGACAGCCCAUGUAGUGUCUGUUUUUCCUUGCUCAUUAAAUUUAACAAGGUAAUUUCUUGUUUUCUCUUUUCUUAGUGCUUUUGUGAUCUAGUGUUGAACUGAUUUGACUGAUUAAGGGGAUUAAUUGCUGUGCAGAAAGCUAAUGAGAAAAAGACAGUGUUCUCCAGAGAUUGCAAGUGCAGCAAUAAAUUCCCUGCCAGCAUUAGACAAGAAUGUGAGAAAACCUCAUUAGUAUUACAAAGAUACCUGUUGUUCGGUUAAACCACACUUUUGGUCAGCCGCAUCCAAAACAAAAACCAAAGUAUGUGGAUAUAAUAGAGCUUUGGGUCAGGAUCUGGAUGGGCACAGCAAUUUCACGUUUAACUUUUCUUGUGAUAGAUACUGUUCAGGUGCAGGAGGUGUGAGGUUUGUCCUUGUCCCUUUUUAACAGACACUGAUUUUAGUGCCUUCGUACAGCUGGGUGUUAACCGUGUGAAGGGAAAUUCCACCUGUCUGUAACUGUUAGUUAAUUCAGUUUAAUGACACUAAUAAAAGUUUUCAAGGUUA
Molecule: messenger RNA, 5400 nt
Organism: Columba livia (rock pigeon)
Lineage: Eukaryota; Metazoa; Chordata; Aves; Columbiformes; Columbidae
Gene: TEX14
Product: testis expressed 14, intercellular bridge forming factor
Exons: 31
Coding region: 45-4424 (1459 amino acids)
Biological process (GO): attachment of spindle microtubules to kinetochore; mitotic spindle assembly checkpoint signaling; mitotic sister chromatid separation
Cellular component (GO): kinetochore; midbody; intercellular bridge
Molecular function (GO): protein binding; ATP binding; protein kinase activity
Source: RefSeq, a predicted model, not a curated record